Molecule: messenger RNA, 477 nt
Organism: Coregonus sp. 'balchen'
Lineage: Eukaryota; Metazoa; Chordata; Actinopteri; Salmoniformes; Salmonidae
Source: the annotation of a GenBank genome assembly
AUGGGAGGUCCAGGUGAAAGGCGGAGCACAGCUGACAGUGGAAAGAGGGGUCUGAUCUAAGUCCCUCCUCCAAGGUCAGCUGAUGCUGACACUGACGGAGGCUGUUUGGCGAUGGGGUGAGCAACGAGCUAAUCGGGCACUGACACUGUGAUGAGGCGCUGCCCGCCUCCUGACAGUGUCAUGGACUGAUGGGCCUCAGGGAGACCUGACAGUGACGCUCGCCCCCCGCUGACUGACAGCAGCCUCAGCCAGUCAUGUGAGCCUGACCCAUGGGUGUUGAGAGCUGAGGGUGAGGGCAGCUGUAAGCAGAGCCAUGGCUCUGUGACAGUUACCUUGCUAUACCUUAUAGGCCUCAGAUUAACAUCUGUGAGACCAACACCGGGGCGAAGCGCUCUUAUAACAUCUUACCAACUAGUAUUACCCUGGGACCGUGAAGCCACGCCUGACAGAGAGAGAUGGGAGGACACGCAUUGGGUC